GUUAGUUUAUAGUUUCUUUUAUUGAAGUUUAUUGAAGUGGGACUGUGUACUGACCAUAUCCUCUGCAGAUAUUUGUCGUACUCACUAUUUGGCAUAUGACCGAGUAGCUACCAUGUAUGUUAACAACUUGGGUAGUCUCAAUAGAUCACCUCCACAUGAUGUUCUUCACACCAUGAAACCAAAGGGGUUUGAUGUUAUGGUUAUCAGUGAUUUCGAGAGGAGCUAUCUUUCCAAGGCUAUUAAACAAUGCUAGGGACAGACUUUUAGUGUAGGCACCUGUGCUUAGCUGAGGACUAGUUUGGAUAGGCUGGAUCUAAGUGAGAUUAGAUGGCUCAAGAAGGUCUUAUUGCCGCUUUGGACCAGCCGAAAUGUGACCACAAGGCCCUCUGAUGACAAGUUCUUUGGACUGUCCAUGUACAAAAAGAGUAAAAUGAUGAACUCAAGUGACUCUGAGAGUGAUCGGGAUGAAGAACCUGAAAGGUUUGAGAUGCAGAAUCCAUUCUUUUUUAAUGAAGGAACUAUUAACAACUACCCUCGCAAAAAAAGUUUGAACACCUUCGUUGCUGAUUUCAAAGUUGAUAUUUCUACAUUGAAAGGAAAAUUCGGCGAAUUCCUUGAAUGGUUGGAAACGGUGGAAUGUGUCUUCGACUUCAAAGAAGCGGCAACAACAACAAAACCUUAUACCAUUAGGUGGGUUAGGCUACAUGGACCAAACGACACCAUUAGGCCCUAUCGUGUAUCAUAUCUGUGGUGAGAUGAUUCAUUCACGCGAAGGCGCCCCUUGACCACUUUGUGCCAACUCUUCUUAGGUCUACCUCUUCCUCUAGCCGCAUGUCUAUUCACUAUUUGAUCAACCCCUUCCGGAUGCUCUAUUGGUCUUCUCUCCACAUGUCCAAAACACUUAAGACGAGUUUCCUCCAUCUUUUCUACAAUAGGUGUCACUCCAACUUUAGCUCUCAUAUCUUCAUUCUUUAUUCUAUCCAUAUGCGUAUAACCGCUCAUCCAUCGAAGCAUCUUCAUUUUCACCACACUAACCUUUUGACCUCAAAGAAGUGCCGAACCAAAAAAAGGUGAAGAUCGUGGCCCUUAAGUUCAGAAAGUAUCCUUCCACGUGGUGGAAAAGGGCCGAUAAGAUCAUGGCAAAGAAUGAGGCGUCUCAUGAAGGAGAAGUUUCUUCCCGCAUACUACUUGCAAGCAUGCAAAACUUCAUAGUUUAAAGCUAGGAAGUAAGUCGGUUGAAGAAUUCACCCGAGAUUUUGAGCAACUUUUGCUUAAAUGUGAUCUCACGGUCUCAAAGAUAACAUUUCUAAUAUCGUUGAACUUAAUACUUGUGAAACUUUAGAAGAAUUAAGUGUUUUUGGCCCACAAAGUCGAAAAAUUCAACCGCCCAUUUUUUACUUUCAACACUUUUCUUACACUCCAUGAAGUCAAACUAGGACGAUUAAUUUGGGGUGGAGGGAGUAUUCAUUAUUCAAAUUUCUGGCCAUUCUAUUUGAACUCCAUUUGCAUGAAAUAUAGACCUUAUUUAUCUUUUAACAUGGACAUGAUUACCUAUCAGAAAAUUUGUUCGUUUACUCAUAGACACAUUCCAGGAUUGCAGUCAUGUCUGGCCGAAGCCGUCUGCCACCACGCCAACCUGAUAAUUUUAAAGGAUACCGUGAUGGUCCAACACCACUACAGCCUGUUAUGCAAAGAGGACCGCCCCCCCUCCCUCCUCAUCCUGCUGCCCUCGAAGAGGAACUUGAAAUUCAGCGCAGAGAUAUGGAGAGAAUUCUUGCCGAGAAUAGAUACAUACUUGAUGAGAAUGUGAUGCUUGAAAGGGAAUUAACUGCCACGAAAGAUAAGAUUAUAAGAUUUAGCCAGUCCAUUUCAAAACUGCAUGCUGACAAUGAGGCUGAGGCAAGGGAGUAUAUUGACAGAGAAUUGAAGCUAGAAACAGAGCUUCACUCUGCUGAACCUCUGCGGGCAGAAGUUGGGUCUCUCAGAAAUGAACUCCAAAAAUUAACUGCUUUGCAAAAUGAGUUAUCUACCCAAGUUCAAAGUUUAACAAAGGAUCUUAAUAAACUGCACUCUGAGAAUAAGAAACUUUCUGCCAUGAAGGCUGAGGUUGAUGAGAUGCACAAAGAGCUUGAUGGAGCAAGGAGAGAACUUGAGCAUGAGAAGAAAGAAAACAAGGAGCUCAUGGUGCAAAACAAAGCAAUGCAGAAUGAUUUUUUCUCCAUGGUUCGGGAACUUGAAACAUUACGAACCGAGCAGAUGGCUGCUGAGAGGAAAGCCCGGGGAAUCGGUGUUGGACCAUAUGGAAUGUUGAGCGGGAGUCUUGAUGUGGGUUAUCCGGGUAGUUUGUAUAGUGAUCCAUAUAAUUCUGGAGCUUGGGGACCCAAUGGCCGGAGAGGUCCUCCAAGACAUUAAUUUAUGUAGAAAGCUAUGGCGAAAGAAAUUGAAUACUUUUGACUUUGGUUAUGUAGUUCCUAUGUUCUUGAGAAUUUGCUAUUUGUAUCUCACUGCUCUUGGUUAACUUUAAACGGUUAUUGUCUUUCUAAUGUACUAUUAUUUGUUACUAUUAACAUUGUUUCUACCACAGGAGAACUGCGUAAUCUUAACAUCGAAUUCAAGCAAUGUUGAGAUUAUACUGCAUUUUUGUAUACUUCCCAAGACAUCUUUUUAUUGGUUAUGUUAGGGGAUUCUAAAAUUUGAAGACUAGAAAUGAAUUGGUGAUGUUUUA
This is a messenger RNA of Cuscuta campestris, 2725 nucleotides long. The record is from the annotation of a GenBank genome assembly. Lineage: Eukaryota; Viridiplantae; Streptophyta; Magnoliopsida; Solanales; Convolvulaceae.